Larimichthys crocea (large yellow croaker) is the source of this 3283-nucleotide messenger RNA. RefSeq names its product solute carrier family 66 member 1 like (gene slc66a1l). Gene Ontology annotation, molecular function: L-lysine transmembrane transporter activity. The record is from RefSeq and is a predicted model, not a curated record. Gene Ontology annotation, cellular component: lysosomal membrane. NCBI's taxonomy places the organism in Eukaryota, Metazoa, Chordata, Actinopteri, Sciaenidae. The transcript is spliced from 9 exons. Bases 259 to 1194 code for a protein of 311 amino acids.
UCAUGUUGUCCUGACACAGGGAGGUCUCAGCGAUGGGUGAUAACAUCGGGAGCUAAUGUGUAAUGUCAUUUAAAAGCUGCACACACUGUUCACAGAGGCGUGUGAGAAUGUGGGGACAGUCACGGCAAACCCACAGACACUUCACAGUCUGCACCGAGUCCAUUUUGUCAGACUCGUCAGAUGACAGAACAAGUCUCCACGCGUGUGUUUUAUUGAGCACUAGCAGCGGGAGGUCAGGACAGGGACACUUAUCUCGCCAUGGCUACUGCGCGCUUCCCCGGGAAGAGUGUGGACGUGUCGGCCGCCAACUGGACAGCUCCGGCGCUGGGCCGGCCGGUGUGUGUCAACGGGACGCCCUGGAUCCUCUACCUCCUGGAGGAGUGUGUGGACAAUGUGUGGGAGUACUGCAGCGUGAUGAUAGGACUCGUAUCCAUGUUCUGUUUCCUGCUGUCCACUCUGCCGCAGGUCUAUGAGGCCUAUCGGAACGGUAAAGUGGAGGAGGCCAUGUCUUUUGGCUUUCUUUUCUUCCUCUUCAGUGGAGACCUAACCAGCUUUGCAGGGUGUUACCUUACUAGCCAGCUGCCCAUUCAGGUCGUCACAGUGGUGUUCUACAUCUUCACAGACCUGAUCCUCAUCUCCCAGUUUCUCUACUAUAAGAUCAAGAAUAGCUCCAGCAGAAAAAGCCCUGUGUUGAAGUGGCUGUGCUUCAUGUGGUGUGGUGCUGCUACAUUAGUUCUUCUGGCAUUACCCAAACUCAUCAUAGAUAAUAGUUCAACUUUAGACACCCAGAGCCCAACUACCUCUAAAUCAGUGGAAAUCACAGGCUAUAUAUGUGGAUACCUGGCAUCUGUCUUCUACCUCUGCUCACGUUUCCCCCAGCUCUAUAAAAAUUUCCAGCGACAAUCCACAAAGGGCACCUCCUACCUGUUGUUCGCUCUGGCCAUGAUGGGGAAUGGGACGUAUGGAUUGAGCGUCAUCGUGGUCCUGCCUGCACUGAAGGGAUCCAAACGGACCUUUAUCAUCAAACAUCUGGCCUGGCUCAUUGGCAGCCUUGGAGUCCUCAUACUGGACUUCUUUGUGACUGCCCAGUUCAUCAUAUACAGGAAGAACUACCCUGCUAAAAGCAGCACGCUACUCAGCGUCCCAGAAGUGGAACCUCUUCUGUGUGAAGAAGUGGAACUGUCAAUGUUAUAGGACACAGACUGGACACCAGCAUGAAGCACUUGGGCAGAAUGGGCCAAUGGUCAAUCUAGAGGUUGUUUUUGAUCAUUCUGUGGGUUCUUACCGAUUUAAUCGUAAAAACUUGUUAAGAUGACCAUGAUCAAUCCUUAGGUGGUCCAAUGUGACAGGAAAAGCUGCAUAAAAUGUUUGGCCAAUACAUUUAUGUUAAGAUUAAGUAACACUAAAGUAACUUUUUAGAAAUGUUUCUGUGUGUUUCUCCUUUGACAGACGGAUCUUUUUCUCGUUAUCAAUGCUGUUAUUUGUGAUAAAUUGUUCCCCUGGGAUUUCUUUACUUUGGUUUUGGUUGGAAUAAUUGGGAGCCAUACACACCCAGAGGAGAUGGCUUAAUCCCAGAUGUUUUUUCACAAAUGCAAACGUCAUGGAAGAAUGAAGUGCCUGUUAUAUUUACACAUUUCUGACAGGAUAAAUAGUGAUAGCAGCAUUAAACUAAGAUUCUUGGUAUGGGAUGUUGUUUUUCUUACCUGAGAUGGUAUUUUACUGCCAUUAAAUACAGAACUUGCAUAGUAAUAGAGGAACCUUAGAGUAAUGUGUCUCUGGAGGAACUUGUCAUUGAACACUAGAACCAUAGUUUGUAUGACAUCAAAUAGACAGGAUGUGGCACACUGCAAGCAUACAAUGGCCUAAUUUCUCUAACAAACUGAUGUUGCUUUCUUUUCUUUUUUUGCCUUCUUGUUCCUUGCUCUCCACUCACAACACGUUGUUGCCUUUUUAAACUAAACAGUCUUAGAAUAAAUGCACUGUAUAUCCAUUUUAGAACAGAAUUAUUUUAAAAUUAAAGUUAGAUACUAAACUAUUGACAGUGGUUUAUUGAAGCCACAGUUUUUCUUAGAAACUGCAGUGGGACCUUUUCUCUUUUUUACCGUUUGUUAUGAUCUGCCUGUUUUACGAGUCGCAUGAACAGCAAUGGUGUCCUCUUUUGUGACAUCUUCAUGAAGUGCAAAGACAUUCAUGAGAGAAAAUAGGAUGGGUUAAGAAUAGGAACAUUAAUGGGAUUAAUUAUUGAAGGUUUGGUAAAAUGAUGAGUUUCAAAAUGAGUUUGCACAUUUAAGAUGUGUUUCUAUUCUGUCGGUCAGUUUAAAGCAGAGCAUCUUGUCAGGUUGCAUUUAUUUUUUUUAAUAACAUUUUCUUUUAGAGUCGUUCAAAGAAUAAGAAGAACAACGCAUAGAACAAAUAGUUGUCCUAUUGAUCAACCAGAUGUACACGUUAAGGUAGCAGACAUUCAUUUAGAUCAUUAGCAAAGCCAACGGCGCAUUGGUGUGUGCCAAAUGUUACACAGUAUGUAUGUGGCGCUGUCGUUGUUUAACCUGGACAUCUACAUAACUAAAGUACUGUACUUGCAGAGAUCUGCACAUUUGUCUACCUCAUUAUAAUAUGGACGUGACUUAUUUUUCCCAGUGUGCAGGAAGAGCUGGCUCAUAAUUGGGGCGCAAUGCUUCAUGUGUGAAAACAGAAGGGGAAAUGAGUGAAGCGCACAUUGCAUUUAACGAUAUGAAGUGGUAUGUUGUAGCAUCUGUUUUGGAAAAGAACUGCUAUUCAGUAUAUGUUGGUCAAUAUUAUCACAAUUACAUGAUGUGAUUACACGGCAAUGUUUUUUUUUUCUGUCAAGUGAUGCAAUAAUGUGGAAUUAUGUAGACAUGAGGGGAUUUGUUCUGACUUUAGUGACAAAAAAAUGAUGAUUAUUUGCAAAUACAUGCAUUUAGAGUAAUUUCUUUUUCAAAUUAUUUUUGUAUUGCACGAUUCAUACUUUGAUCUCUUCCCAAUUAUUUCUUAAUGAGUCUUUUUCAAUCUAGCACAAAUACGUAUUUAUGUGUAUAUAUUGCUACUGUAGUAUUUAUAAGACACAGUUUUUGGUGACAAUGUAUUGCUAAGAUGCAUUUAUUUUCUUCAUUUGUAUUCAGAUGCAUUUAAUUGUACAUGGCCAACUAUAUUGUAAUCCUAAACUCUGUGCCAUGGUAUGUUCUGAUGGAAAACCACUGUGUAUAUAUGGUAAUAACUGUAUGUAUAUUGUACAAAACUUGAAUAAACUGCACAAUAUACAGUA